AAAUUUCAUGGCCUCCGGAGGGUAUAGGGCCUGCGAUGUAUCUACAUCUCAAUCCAAACCAGAUCUAGCAGGGAAAGCCAAGGCAAGCAGCUGCCAGAAGAAAAAAGGAGGUGCAGGCACUGGGAGGUGGGAGAGGACAGCACUGAGUAAAAAUACAGGCCACUUCCAUCCCUACCCACUAGGCCUGGUUCUGGCAGGCUCCGGCCCCAGGUGGUGACACCAGCAUCUGGAGCUGAAGGACAGAUCCCAGCCACUGGUGAAGGUACCUGCCCUAUCCUGGCCUGCUUUGUCUCCAACUCCUUUGCUGAAGGUGGGGUGGUGGUGAAUACACAGUCACUUUCUGCAAGGCUCCUGGAAGAAACACAGGGGCGACUGAGGUGAGAGGCCCUAUGACUUGCUGCCCUGGCUGGCAGUUUGCCCUGCAGCACUGCAGAGAGAAGCUGAAGGGCUCACUACUUGGCUUCUAGAUCCAAGGGAUCUUGGAGGGCUUCUGGAAGACCCCUAAGACUGCGACACAGGCUCCUGGAAGACCUGGGAGGCUGAGCUUGGUUGAAUCACACUCAUCUGGUGGCUUUUCCAUUUUUCUUUCUGCAUUUGCUGUGCGGCCAGCUUCCUCUCCUCAGGGCCGAGCUGAAUUGAGGGAGGUCAAAAGUGACCUUUUCCCCUUGCCUCCAAAGAGGCCCAAAGUACAUUCAUGACAUUUGGUCGUUGCCUCCAGCGCCAGAGCACUUUCAACUAUAAGAGCAAGGACUUGAUAUCCAGGCCUGCCUUCCGCGAUUGGGAGGGAAAUGCAGAGUUUCAGAGGCCCGACAGGCCCUCCCUUCUUGCCUCGCGGUGGGAGGGCUGAUGGUUACUCAUUCUUGGGGUGUCUAUGAAAAGCCUUGGACCCCUCUGCCCAAGGCUUGAGGGCUCAGGACCCGGCUGUUCGCGAGACUUGUUUGCUGGGCCUCUUAGUCUGUCGCUCGCACCGAGCUGGCUGUUUGCUGCCUCUUUGCGCGGGAAUGCAAGCGUCUCAACCAGGGACUAAAGACCAGGCUGUGGCGAGGCUGUAGUCUGCGAAAUCCGAGACCUUUUUCCAGCUUGGCAAGAUUAACUUUUCGGCCCCUCUGAACUGGCUCUGAGCUGGACUCCGCUUGGAGUCUCUUGCGGCCCGCGACCAGUAGUAUAACCUCGAGGGGAUGCAGGAAAAGAGAAUGGCCAUCAGUAUUGGAUUUUAAGUUCCUUAGAAAUCCCUGACGACCGCACUGUCCUGAAUUUUUUUUUUUUUGAAGAGCAGAGGGAGGAUCAGCGGGUGGGGAGAGCUGGGCUUGCGAGGUGAUGGAUUUGAUGGGAAUUUUAAAAAGCUCCCUUUCCGCUGUCAAAGUUCCUGGCUGCCCUAGCCCAGCCCCUCUCCGUGGGUUUUCCAGAACAAGCGCCCCAAGCAGGCGAGGCUCUGCUCAGCAUCCACGCAGAAGGGAGGCGAUCAUUUGCUGCGAGCGGGCCCAGUCGGCAUCGCCUGCGGAGCGCGCGGUAAGAUCCGCGACCCACCGCCGGCCUCCUGUUUUGAGGGCGCCUAGGUCUCCUUCACUCCCAGAGCUGCUUAGAAAUCGUUCAACAGGAAAAUAAGAACCCGUGUGGUGAAAUCCGGACGGAACCAGCAGAUCCAAAAGCAUCUGGGGGCAGGCGCGGAGAUUAUGAGUCGUUCCUGUUUUUGGACAGGUUGACAUUUGGUCGCAGCCCCCAAAUUCCAGAUCUGUAAUUAAAUGACUCUUGGCUUGCAGCUUCUUUGAGACUCAGCAGAUUUGGGAGGAAAAGAUUCCGAGCAGAGCACUGGUUCAGACUCUGAGGUGCUCACUGAGCGGACUUCCUGCUCAUUUGACACUCGCACUGACCUGGGCCCUGGUGCUGCAGGCCCUGUGCCUGUGGCCCUGUCCUCCAUGGAGGAGAUUCAGGUGGAGCUGCAGUGUGCUGACCUCUGGAAGAGGUUCCAUGACAUCGGAACUGAGAUGAUCAUCACCAAAGCAGGCAGGAGGAUGUUUCCUGCCAUGAGAGUGAAAAUCACUGGCCUGGAUCCACAUCAGCAGUACUACAUAGCAAUGGACAUUGUGCCUGUGGACAAUAAAAGAUACAGAUAUGUGUAUCAUAGCUCCAAGUGGAUGGUGGCUGGCAAUGCUGAUUCCCCUGUCCCCCCAAGAGUUUAUAUACACCCUGAUUCUCUAGCUUCUGGAGACACUUGGAUGAGACAAGUGGUCAGUUUCGACAAACUCAAACUGACCAACAAUGAACUGGAUGAUCAAGGACAUAUCAUUCUGCAUUCUAUGCACAAAUACCAGCCUCGAGUUCAUGUGAUUCGAAAAGAUUUCAGCAGUGACCUUUCUCCCACCAAACCUGUCCCUGUUGGGGAUGGAGUGAAAACAUUCAACUUCCCUGAGACCGUGUUCACCACAGUCACAGCCUAUCAGAACCAGCAGAUCACCAGAUUAAAAAUUGACCGAAACCCUUUUGCUAAGGGAUUCAGAGAUUCUGGAAGAAACAGAACUGGACUGGAAGCCAUCAUGGAGACCUAUGCAUUCUGGAGACCUCCGGUGCGCACACUCACCUUUGAGGAUUUCACCACCAUGCAAAAGCAGCAAGGAGGCAGCACAGGCACUUCCCCAACCACCUCCAGCACUGGGACACCAUCCCCUUCAGCGUCUUCUCAUCUUUUAUCUCCAUCUUGUUCUCCUCCAACAUUUCAUCUGGCCCCCAACACUUUCAACGUGGGCUGUCGAGAGAGCCAGCUGUGCAACCUAAACCUCUCUGAUUACCCACCAUGUGCCCGAAGCAACAUGGCUGCCUUGCAGAGUUACCCAGCGCUGAGUGACAGUGGCUACAACAGGCUGCAGAGUGGCACUGCUUCAGCCACUCAGCCCUCCGAAACCUUCAUGCCUCAGAGGACUCCAUCCCUGAUCUCAGGAAUACCAACUCCUCCCUCGUUGCCUAGCAACAGCAAGAUGGAAGCCUAUGGAGGCCAGCUGGGGUCCUUCCCUGCUUCCCAAUUUCAGUAUGUGAUGCAGGCAGGCAAUGCAGCCUCCACCUCCUCAUCACCGCACAUGUUCGGAGGCAGCCACAUGCAGCAGAGCUCCUACAAUGCCUUCUCUCUCCACAAUCCUUAUAAUCUGUAUGGAUACAAUUUCCCCACUUCCCCUAGGCUAGCUGCAAGCCCAGAGAAACUGAGCGCCUCUCAAAGCACUUUACUCUGUUCUUCUCCUUCUAAUGGGGCCUUUGGAGAGAGGCAGUACCUGCCUACCGGGAUGGAGCACGGCAUGCACAUGAUCAGCUCUUCACCCAAUAAUCAGCAGGCGACUAACACCUGUGAUGGCCGGCAGUAUGGGGCGGUCCCAGGAUCCUCCUCCCAGAUGUCGGUACACAUGGUUUAAUAGCCAGUCCAAAUGCCAUGGAGCCUACAGCAGCCGAGGCCCCGGAGUCUCCAUGCACAGAUCCUCCUCUUUGGAAGCCCCACAUCUCUGAAAAACAGUAACUGUGUAUUAUUAUUAUUAUUAUUAUUGUUUUUUCUGGAGGAGGAAAGCACAUGCCCAAGGACAACCAAAAGACAUGUAAGCCACUGAAGGAAAUGUGUGAUGAAAUCAUCUCUGACUCAGUGACCAUUCUCCUGCCUUCCCGAAUCUUAGUUUCAUAAACCAUCGUCUACUCUAGAGUGGCCUUUGAAGAAACUGAAUAAUCAUUUUAUAACAAUGUUAAGGGAGAUGCAAACAUGUAGCAGCCAUGAAAAAUUAGCCAUACACAUAUACAGAGCUACCUAUACACCCAUCCAUCCAUACAUAGAUACAUGCAUGCACACACUCAUAUAUUCAGAUACAGGUUCAUACAUACACGAACAUACAUGCACACGGAUUGGGAACUGGGCGAACUCUGUGGAGGGAGGCCCAGAAUGGGUGCUUUCACCAGGAAUUGGUCUAUGUACAACACUAGAUGGACUGGGCCAGUGUAAGCAGCUGACCUUUCUCCCCUGCAGCUUACCCUGUUUCUGAAAUGAACCAUAUAUCCUGGAGCCUGUUCCCAACAAUGAAGAUGGAAGAAUAUCAGUACUGCAACUGGAAUUGGCCCCCCAAAAAAGAAAGCUUUUGAACUUUGGCUCUAUUCACUCAGUGUGCUAUCACUGAUGUUCCCAGUGGUGCUUGUGAAAAGAGGGAGUAGGAGCAGCUGAACGAGAGAGAAAGAGAAAGAAGAAGGGCAAGGUGGAGAGCAAGGCUGAGAGAGGAAGUGUGAGCAAUGAUGUGUUUUGAUUCACCAAGGAAAUCGGGUUCUGGUUCGUACCUCCCCCACCCCUGCCCAGGUUGUAGAAAGAAUCACGGCUUUAUCGUGGCAUUAUGGAAAAGCAAACCUCUCUGGGACACUGCGGUGGGUCAGGGCACUGGUGAGAGGGACCGGGACCAGGGAAGGAAUGCAUCUUGAUCCUGCAGCUGUGACCGCUGUGAUCCAGAAGAGGGGCACAGCACAGGGGAAGGGCCAGCUCCAGAGCACGCAGCCCAGCAGGGGACAGGAACAGGAGUGUGCAUAAGGAAGACUGUAGAAUCCCGAUGGCUGAUACCAGGAGCAGAAGUGACAAACAGAGGCCUGGCCUGCCGCCUGCCACAUCCAGACCCCUGCCCUGCGUGGCCUGCCCCCCAGCCCCUGUAGCAGGAGAAAUCCUGUGAUGUUCCGGGGAAUUGCAGACGGGCCUUCUACAUCCUUCCACUUGCCUUUAGGUAUCCAUUUUUAUCAAAUAGUUCGUUGCAUUUUGAAGUUUUGGGUUUUUUUUCCUUCAUCUUUCCCUUCCCCCUCAAAUCCUUUAAUGUUAAGAAAAUAAGUGAAGUUUGGUGCAAACUAAACUUUUUAAGUGGUGUGGAAAUGAAAAUAAUACCAAGUAAAAUAAUACAGAUAUUAAAAUUUUUUGUUUUGAGUGUUGUAGAUAACUGUAUUUAUGUGUCUAGUGGGGAAUCCAAUAUUAUGAAUAUUAAAAAGGGGGCAAUAAAAAGGUUAUGUAAAAUAUGUAUGAAGAAAAGUUGUAUAGAAAUUUGCCCUUAUGCACGGAACUCUGUUUCUAAGUGCCAAGCACAGAAAGCCGCUAAAUAAAAUCUUUGCAAUUGUU
Messenger RNA from Manis javanica (Malayan pangolin), 5110 nucleotides. It is a transcript of the gene TBX15, whose product is annotated as T-box transcription factor 15. Gene Ontology annotation, cellular component: chromatin; nucleus. Gene Ontology annotation, molecular function: DNA-binding transcription factor activity, RNA polymerase II-specific; RNA polymerase II cis-regulatory region sequence-specific DNA binding. The record is from RefSeq and is a predicted model, not a curated record. NCBI's taxonomy places the organism in Eukaryota, Metazoa, Chordata, Mammalia, Pholidota, Manidae. Gene Ontology annotation, biological process: regulation of transcription by RNA polymerase II; positive regulation of DNA-templated transcription; cell fate specification.